GAUGGAAAAUUUGAAGUUGUGGCCAAUGCCUCUGGAGACAGAGUUACUCCUGCAGUGGUGGCAUAUCAUGAGAUGGAAGUGGUAACAGGACUUGCAGCUAAGCAGGGAAUGAUCCGACAUGCGGCAAAUACCAUUCAGAAUGUGCUACGCAGUGCCAGCUGCAGUGAAGAUGAAGGAACCUGUCAGUCUAAUGUAUCAUGUUGUCCUAAAUGGGAAAAUAACCAAGUGUGCUACACAGUGCAACGAGGAGAGAAAACUGCAACUGUUACCGCAGAGGAGGUUUUAACUCACAUUUUUACUCUGCUCAAAGGUAUUGCCAUGAAUCAGACAAGUGAAUCAGAGCUCCCUCUUGUUAUAAGUGUUCCAGCUUGGACCAGUGAAGCAGCUGUUGAGGUUAUCAAGAAAGCUGCCAAGAAAGCUUCUUUUAAUUUGAUGUCAACUAUCAGUCAACCAGUUGCUGCAGUCUUAGCAUAUGGCCUUGUAAAUGACAACAAAAAGAAUUUACAAGUUGUUGUGUUACACUGUGGAGGUACAACCAUUGUAGGCUCUGUGGUUGAAAUGGCUGGAGGAUUAGUAAGCAUGAAAGAAUCGAUCACAUCUUCCUCUGUUGCUGGGGAUUCCCUAACAGAUUUACUUGUGCAACACUUUGCAAAGGAAUUUUAUGCGAAAUAUAAGGGUGACCCUCUGGAGAGCAAACGAUCUAAAAGGAAAUUAUAUAAUGCUGCUGAAAACUGCAAGCAUGUCCUUUCCACAAUGGGAACAGCUCAGGUCUAUGUUGAAUCUCUGUGGGAAGGUGUUGACUUCUCCACAACUCUCUCCCGGGCACGAUUUGAAGGCAUAGUCUCCUCGGCUCUCUCAAGCUUUCUGCAACCAGUCAGGGAGGCAGUGCAGAGGUGUGGUCUAACAGUGGACAAAAUCCAGAAGGUUAUUCUCACUGGAGGCUCUGCGAAGAUACCAAAACUGCAGCAGUUAGUUAGUGAUGCCCUUCCCCCAUUAUUUUUGUGCAGCAUCUUUCCCGAUGAACCUUUGGGUGGGCUUCAAAAGAAGCCGCACUGCUGUUAGGACAGCCCUUCACAUGUGCCUCUGGCUUCUACCACGGUCCCAGCUCUGGCUACCUCAAUUUAUUGUUUAAUCUUAGGUAGCAGGUAGUGAGAGCAAUGAAUGUGUGUUCAGCAAGGGACUCCAACACAUGCACGGCAGAGUCUGAGUUUAGCCUUACCAUGUCCUGCGCCUUCCCCGUGCUCUAUCAUAGUUUAUGAGGGGGAGACCUUAACACAACACCAGCAGAAAAUGCAGUACUGCUCAAGAUUUAAACUGGUUGAUGUCACAACAUUCUUAGAAAGCUCAAAAUUUGUUAAAAUGGACUUUCACCUAAAAAGUGAUGGAAGUCUCCAUGUUACGUUACAGGAGCCAAAGGCCAAAGUUAAUCAAUCUUUUAUUAUUGAAGCAGAUCGGAGUUGAGAUAGGUAGUACCUAGAUGCAUUAUCCCUGUGUGAAAAUUUCAAGCAAUCUAAUAAAUAGCCUACUUAUUGCCAAAA
This is a messenger RNA of Penaeus monodon (black tiger shrimp), 1538 nucleotides long. Its product is annotated as heat shock 70 kDa protein 14-like. Lineage: Eukaryota; Metazoa; Arthropoda; Malacostraca; Decapoda; Penaeidae. Gene Ontology annotation, molecular function: ATP binding; ATP-dependent protein folding chaperone. Gene Ontology annotation, biological process: protein folding. Gene Ontology annotation, cellular component: nucleus; cytosol. The record is from RefSeq and is a predicted model, not a curated record.